AAAAAACGAAGUACUGUAUUGAGCUCUUUGAGAUAUUUGAAUCACGAAGACUUGCAGCACUUUUUAUCACAAACUACAAUGCCGCGAGGAAAAUUUGUAAAUCACAAAGGCCGAAAUCGACAUUUUACGAAUCCGGAAGAGCUGGAGGAACAGCGCCGCCAGGAAGAGAAAAAGCAACAAUGGAGAAAAAAUAAAGAACAGGACAGUUCUGAUGAGGAAGAAGAAGAUGAUGAAAAACCCAAAGCAAGUGGCACUAAAUCAAGAAAUCUUAGUGCCACAGAUAGUGAGAGCGAAUCAGAAUCGGAGUCAGAAACAGAGGGAGGCAAAGCAAAAGGCGUAGAGAAUUUAAUUGAAGUAGAAAAUCCAAAUAGAAUACAAAAAAAAACUAAGAAACUAUGCCAAUUGAAUCAGUCAUUAGAUACCGCAAAACCAGAAUUAUCUCGAAGGGAGCGAGAGCAAUUAGAAAAACAAAGAGCCUAUGCAAAUUAUCAAAAAUUACAUGCAGCUGGUAAGACGGAAGAAGCUCGGGCAGAUCUAGCACGAUUAGCUAUAAUUAAACAGCAACGAGAAGAGGCAGCAAAGCGACGAGAGGAAGAAAAGAGGCAAAAGGAGAUGGCACAACAGAAAAAAACCGAAUUGACGCAAAAAGCACUCGGGAAAAAAUCCUAAAACCUUCCGAUAGUUAAUUGCAUGACUAAUUGAUUACUGCAAUAUUAAUCUCUUCACAUCUGAUUAAGUAAUGAUAAAAUUUGACGAACCAAUACAAUAUGUUUGCUAUAUGCGUUUUAUGAUAUGUUAAUCAUUGUUUAUAUAUAAAUACAAUUGAAUCUAAAU
Camponotus floridanus (Florida carpenter ant) is the source of this 834-nucleotide messenger RNA. Its product is annotated as 28 kDa heat- and acid-stable phosphoprotein. The record is from RefSeq and is a predicted model, not a curated record. Gene Ontology annotation, cellular component: cytosol. The transcript is spliced from 5 exons. NCBI's taxonomy places the organism in Eukaryota, Metazoa, Arthropoda, Insecta, Hymenoptera, Formicidae. Gene Ontology annotation, molecular function: RNA binding. Bases 79 to 669 code for a protein of 196 amino acids.